This is a messenger RNA of Cylindrotheca closterium, 741 nucleotides long. The record is from the annotation of a GenBank genome assembly. Lineage: Eukaryota; Bacillariophyta; Bacillariophyceae; Bacillariales; Bacillariaceae.
AUGAAUAAGAGCAACCUUGCCAACGUUUUCCAAUCCAAACUCUGGGCCACAAGAGCUCCUACAAAGACAGAAGUUGACCUCGAAUUUGCAAACACGAUUAGGGAUUGGUGUUAUUCAUUCACCUCUUCCAUAGAAUCUGCCAAAGAAGAAAAGGACUCCUGGAAUGCCCUUCUUACAUUUGUGGACAACAUGGACAAGGAAGGCAACCCCACCAAGGAUCUCAUCAGGUUUACACGCAAAUAUCUCACCACCUUUUUCAACAAGUCCAUGGAGUACCUGUCCUUCAGACAUUACAUGGCUGUGCCAAAUGGGGAUAGAGCAGACAACUGUUCAAGCGUCUUGACCAAGGUCCAAAACCAAGCAACAAGAUUCAUGUUUCAGCGUUGGAAAUUGGCACAGCGGGACAUAGCCUACGUCAACAAUCUAACAGUUCAAAGUAUCAAGUGUUUAGUGUCCACGUCAACACGGUCCCAGCAGACCAACACCAGUGUCCAGGAUGCAAAUCUCCAGGAAUUGACAAUGCAUAUUAUCAAGAGCAAAGAAUCACUGGCUGUUGAACAGCAUUGCCUAGGGUCCAACUGCUACAUCUACUAUCCUGGCCUCUCUAAUUCCAAGGAACAGACAUUCUAUGUUAGGGAAAACUUGAUUAGAGCUUCUGUGACAAGAUUCACUAGCUGGCGCCCAGCGGUUCCAAGGACAAGAGUCUACAUUCUUGUGGUUUUUUCCAACGUUCCAGCAUAG